Molecule: messenger RNA, 3570 nt
Organism: Xenopus laevis (African clawed frog)
Lineage: Eukaryota; Metazoa; Chordata; Amphibia; Anura; Pipidae
Gene: pls3.S
Product: plastin 3 S homeolog
Exons: 18
Coding region: 204-2126 (640 amino acids)
Source: RefSeq, a predicted model, not a curated record
UGGAGAAAGGGCGGGGCUUGUGUUGCUGUGGCUGAGGUGCGUGUGUGGGCUUGAGCUGGCACUGGGGGAGGAAGGUGCUGGAGGAAAGAGGGAGCCGGCUCAUUGGGGGGUACCGCCGACACGCAGCAGCUUGAGGAAAGUUCCUGAGAAAAACAAGCUAAAGAAGAGAUUAAGAAGUAUUUAAGCCAAGGUGCCACUGGCCGAUGGCAAUGACGCACAGCACGCACAUCUCCAAAGAUGAUCUGGAGGAACUGAGAGAGGCAUUUGCCAGAGUUGACCUUGAUGGCAGUGGUUACAUCUCGGAUUAUGAGCUUCAUGAUCUCUUUAAGGAAGCAAACCUUCCCCUUCCCGGAUACAAAGUGCGGGAGAUCAUACAGAAGCUGAUGAAUGAAGGAGACAAAAAUAAGGAUGGAAAGAUAUGCUUUGAAGAAUUUGUUUUUCUUGUACAAGAAUUGAAAAGUAGUGACAUUGCCAAAACAUUCCGAAAAGCUAUAAAUCGCAAAGAAGGGAUUUGUGCAAUAGGGGGCACAUCUGAGCUGUCCAGUGAAGGAACCCAACAUUCAUAUUCAGAGGAAGAAAAAUAUGCCUUUGUAAACUGGAUAAAUAAAGCGUUGGAAACGGACCCAGACAGCAUGCAUGUUCUACCUAUGAAUCCAAACACAAACGACUUAUUUAGGACUCUGGGAGAUGGCAUUGUCCUUUGUAAAAUGAUCAACUUGUCAGUUCCUGACACCAUUGAUGAAAGAGUCAUUAACAAGAAAAAACUGACUGCAUUCACCAUCCAGGAGAAUUUGAAUUUGGCCUUGAAUUCUGCCUCUGCCAUAGGGUGUCACGUUGUCAACAUUGGAGCUGAAGAUCUUAAAGCUGGGAAACCACACUUGGUGCUGGGCCUUCUUUGGCAAAUUAUUAAGAUUGGUUUAUUUGCAGACAUUGAACUCAGCAGGAAUGAAGCUCUGGCUGCAUUGCUUCGAGAAGGAGAGACAUUGGAAGACCUCAUGAAAUUGUCUCCAGAAGAGCUGCUCUUGAGAUGGGCAAACUAUCAUCUGGAUAAUGCAGGCUGGAACAAGAUCAAUAAUUUCAGUUCUGACAUUAAGCUUACAGACUUUGGUCCGUCUGUCAAGGACUCAAGAGCCUACUUCCAUCUUCUCAAUCAGAUUGCACCCAAAGGACAGAAAGAGGGAGAAGAGAGAAUUGACAUUAACAUGUCUGGCUUCAGUGAAAAGGAUGAUCUGAAGAGAGCAGAGUACAUGUUACAGCAGGCAGACAGGCUGGGCUGCAGACAAUUUGUCACGCCUGCUGAUGUUGUUAGUGGAAACCCUAAACUAAACUUGGCUUUUGUUGCUAACCUGUUCAACAAAUACCCAGCACUUACCAAACCGGUGAACCAGGACAUUGAUUGGACAUUGCUAGAAGGAGAAACACGGGAAGAAAGAACAUUCAGAAACUGGAUGAAUUCCUUGGGAGUGAAUCCACAUGUGAAUCACCUGUAUAAUGACCUACAAGAUGCACUUGUCAUAUUGCAGUUGUAUGAUCAGAUCAAAGUUCCAGUCGACUGGAAUAAAGUGAACAAGCCACCAUACCCUAAACUUGGGGCAAAUAUGAAGAAGCUUGAGAACUGCAACUAUGCUGUUGAUUUGGGCAAACAUCCUGCAAAGUUCUCUCUGGUUGGUAUCGGAGGACAAGAUCUGAAUGAUGGAAACCCAACAUUGACUUUGGCACUGGUCUGGCAGUUGAUGAGAAGGUACACAUUGAAUGUCUUGGAGGAUCUCGGGGAGGGACAGAAAGUUAAUGAUGAAAUCAUUGUAAAUUGGGUGAACCGAAUCCUUGCUGAUGCUGGGAAAAAAACCUCAAUCCAGAAUUUUAAGGACAAAACGAUCUGCACAAGCUUUGCAGUAGUGGAUCUGAUCGAUGCCAUCCAGCCAGGCUGCAUUAAUUAUGAACUAGUGAAGGGUGAUGACAAUCUUACUGAUGAAGAUAAACAUGACAAUGCCAAAUAUGCAAUCUCAAUGGCCCGAAGGAUUGGUACUAGAAUAUAUGCUCUCCCAGAGGACCUAGUGGAAGUGAAACCCAAGAUGGUUAUGACAGUCUUUGCUUGCCUGAUGGGCCGUGGGAUGAAAAAAGUGUAAUUGUGCCAUGAAGACAGCAUGUGGUAUGCUGGGGUUGAACCCUUGCACAAUUUGGCAGUUUACACUUGGUUUAGGAACUGCUAAAGGUGGCAAGACUUUCAGGUUUGCUUUUCCAACAUUAGAAGCUUACCAUUUCUCAGGAAGGAGCUCUAAAUGCCGCAAGUGCUUUCUUUCCCAGAUCACCUUCAAGUUCACACCAAAAAUGCAUUCAAACUCAGACUUUUUUUUCUCCCCUUUUAAACCCUUUACUAUCCGAUCCUAUGUCAGUGUAUUGCAGUGCAGUCAAAUGUUAGGAUCAUGUGUAGUGAAGGAUUUUAUAUACAAAGUGCUGACCCCAUCAUUUCAAAUGGUAACAUUUAUGCUGGAUAUCUAUAGUCUAACACUAAAAUAUGCUCCGUGUCUUUUGUUCAUUAUGCCUGUUUUUUGUGUGCUCCAUAACUUGGGGAGGAAACACAAGCAGAGGGAUUUUUAUUCUUAAAGUGCAUCUUAAUUCCUGGUUUCAUCUCUGUGGGUUAUUGUUAGGGCUUACUUUUCAGUGAUUUACAAGUAUAAUAUUCAGGAUGGAUAGAAGCAGGCAUAUCCUGGCAUCCAUGUUGCUUUCCUCUCGAGCAUAUGGCUGAUAUUCUAUAUGAUGAGACUCAACUUCUUGUUUUGAUCACCAGAUCUAUUCCCUGUUGUAAAAACCUUCAUUGUACAUUUGAGUUAUGCAGAACUUUUAGACACUAGCAUCAUUUAUUUUAUCAGAACUGUAUAACUAUAAUGCAGAAAUAUAACAAAUGUACCAGUUAUUGAGUACUCAAUGGAAGGAUCUGUAUUUUGUGAAUAAAGCAAACUGUAACUUUUACAAGACCAAACCAAGAUGAAAUAUCUGCAAAGUACAUUUAAGUCUUUCUGCCAAUUGUUAACAAAAACUUUGUAAACUGAUUUCUGUGACUCCUUUUAUUUAAGCCAGUCUGUCUUCAUUUACAUUCUGCUAAUCAGUAAUGGUCCAAGCAUUGUUACUAUUUAACAGCAAUAAGUAUUUUUGUACUCUCGUCUUCUGUUUAGUAUUCCGAAUGAAUGCAUUUUUGUCUGUCUCUUGUUUCGAAGCAUAACCACAGAAAAUAUUUUUUUUUCCUUUUUGUAUAAGGCCUGCAUGAACAUUAUUCAUUUUUUGUAACGAUUUUUAUUUAAAGUUAUGUUAUAAAAAAAAAAAAAAUCCUGUUUUAUCUGGAAAAACUGGUUUCAUACAAGCCACAGACCGAAAAAAAACUGCACAUGGCAGGAAGUUUCAUAUCUCUGCAAAAAAAAAAAAAAGCGCCAAAGAUUGAUUGAAACCUCUAUAUAAACAGGUAUUACUAUUAUGGCUUUGGCAGGCUGUUUGCUAGUUUUAAAGACCUUGCUGCUAUUUUAAGCUGUUUCAAGUAUGGUGGUAUAAACAUCUAAUAAAACGUCAUUCUCCGCA